AAAAUAAGCAAAUAAAAGAACUUCAAACACAGGUUAAAUACUGGUCUAAUACUGCUACUAAUUAUUUAAAAAGUUUACAACAAACCCAAGCCCGAGUAAUUAAUUUGGAGGAGGAAAUAAAGGAGAUGAAAAAAAUUGGUCCUCGUUCAGUUAGUAGGAGUUAUCAUCAGCAAAUAGUCAAAGAAUUAAACGAGCAAAUAAAGGAAUUAGCAGAACAGGAAAUAAACAAGGAAUUAGAGAAAUCAUUAAUAGAAGCCAAUCAGAAAAUAAGAGACCAACAAAAGACUAUCCAAGAUUUAGACCAUUUACUAAAAACUGGUAAAAAUAGUGAGAUUAUAAAGAAAUUAGAGGACAAAAUUAAGGAGCAAGAGAAAAUGAUUGAAAGCCUCCAAAAGCAAGCAAAAAAUAAGGACAAUAACCAAGAAAAGAAAAAAGAACCUAAACUCUACCUCUUCACCUGUGAUAUUUGUGAACAAAACAAAAGAAGUCAAUUACACCGAGAAAGAGUAAACGGAUUAGGAAUAGACCCUAACAAAAUUAAUAAAAUCUGUGAUUACUGUAUCCGAAGAUGUAAUAACGAAAUAGUUGAAAACGAAGACUAUUGCCAAAAAUGCCAAAGAGAAAACGAGUUAGAAAACAAUAACACCUUUUUUGAUUUAUCUCCUGUCUGUUUUGGCUUCUUACCAACGGAGGAAGAUUUUAGGCAAAAUAUAAUGGCUAUGG
Messenger RNA from Racocetra persica, 723 nucleotides. The record is from the annotation of a GenBank genome assembly. Lineage: Eukaryota; Fungi; Glomeromycota; Glomeromycetes; Diversisporales; Gigasporaceae.